Molecule: messenger RNA, 544 nt
Organism: Bactrocera neohumeralis
Lineage: Eukaryota; Metazoa; Arthropoda; Insecta; Diptera; Tephritidae
Product: TATA-binding protein-associated factor 2N-like
Exons: 1
Coding region: 103-432 (109 amino acids)
Source: RefSeq, a predicted model, not a curated record
AAAAUGAUAUUCCGAGAAUAAUCAAAACGUUAGCGACUUUUCUAGAGGAAUUUUCUUAACAAAUACUUAGAACUGUUCUUAAAACAAAAUUAUUCAGUGAAAAUGCGUGCUUUCGUCGUUUGCUUAGUGCUGGUUCUCUUAGUGGCGAUGCUGGUCGGCACCAGCGGUAAUCCCAUCGGCGAUAAUACUGUGCUCACUUUAGAGACAGCCGAACAACCGUUAACUUUGUUCGAUGUCGACGCGCAGCAAAGACAUGAGAACGAAGGCGAUCGUUUGGCGCGGGCCUACGGUGGCUACGGUGGCUACCGUGGUGGUUAUGGUGGUUAUCGUGGCGGUUAUGGUGGAUAUCGUGGCGGAUAUGGUGGAUAUCGUGGCGGAUAUGGUGGAUAUCGUGGCGGAUAUGGCGGUCGUCGUGGUGGUUAUUAUGGUUAAAAGGAGUAUAAAUAUACGAAAAACUAUAAUAAAUCUUUAAUUUAAAUUGUGAAAUUAAAACUAUUAUUUGCCAUACUACAAGAAUAAAAUUUUAAAAAAAUUAUUACAAUAA